AUGUCAGCUACUGCGCCCGUUCCACGCACCAGACGACUAACCGGCUCGGACAGUAGCUGGGACCUGGAAACGGGAACAAAGAGCGAGGUCCAGGACUCAGUGCAAUUUUCUCACUAUAACCAAUCUGGCGCGCCAAAACUAUCACGGUACGCUAAAAGCCGUGACUUGGAAGGCUGCCACGUGAUGGGAUGACUUGGACCUCGCAGUCAGUCCAGUGAGUGUUUGGAAGCUUAGUGGCGGACCGGUGAACUGAGAGUCGGGCUGCAAUGGCCCGUUCUUGAUGCGGCCUCUAUGGCACUCCCACUCUAUGGGACCCGACCACCUGCACCUCUUCCAUUAAUAUGUGGCAAGGUUGCAAAAAUUCCCAUUGAGCAAUUCAGAAGAGUAUUUGACAAGCAUGCGCGUGCUUCUGAGAAAUUCUCAUCCCGCAUGGUCAUUUAUAUGGGAACGAGCUACAAACCGAAACGCAUGGGCGAUAAGAUCAACCGAGUAACGUUCGUCUCUUCCUACAAGUAGGGUAUAGGAAUAGAUGGGGGAAGGGGGAGAGGAGGCAGUAAGUGAUAGAGAGGAUUAGGUAGAGCUGUGCCACAAAAGGGGGGGGAGAGAGGAAGUGAAGGGGACGCGCCGACAUGCAUACGGUUAAUCGACCCUUGCCCACGGCAGACGCAAAGCGUGCGAGAGGUUCUUCUGCGAGCACAGGACCGACCUCUGUAGCCUGAUAGCAGUCACUUCUGCAGUUGCUAGUAAACGCUAACCCAGUCGCUUAGGGUAGUUAGAUAGGGUUUUGUAAGUCGUACGGAAGGCUUUGUUUGGAUCCACACGAUGACCCGAAUCAAUCAUGUGUGCGAGGAUGGGACUGCAUAUGCUCUUAACUUCACCAUUCCUUAGUCAUGCCAGCAGGUGUUCUAGUAUUCUUAUGGAUAGGCGCAGACUCGUACAACCAAUGUAACCGACGCCACAGGAGCAAAUAAAGGGGUAACUGCACAUGGAAGUGGUCUGAGUUGGUAGCCUUUCCUUACCUUUCCUUUGUGGGACGGAGUUGGUCGAAAAAAAAUCCUUGAACUCUUGCUGCUGGGAAGGUCCGUGAAACGGCUUGGUCAAGGACCUUCUCAGGAGUUCACUCGCCGCGCCCCCUUGAAAGGGGGCUUUAAGGAACAGAGUUUUCUUUACCGCCGCCGGUAUGGUGAGUUUUGCCGGUCGUUCGGUAAGAUUCCUAACAGUAAAUCUGUCAGAAUACCCGUUCUCGCGAAGCAGGUCCUAGAUCCUUCUUACUUCCUCAUCAGCGCCAUCUGCCGAAUAGAUUUUUCUAGCCCUUUGCGCCAAAUAGCGGACUAGAUAACGUUUCUGUUGAAGGGGUACGAAACUGUAAAAGUUCGUAAAUUGUCCAUGUGACAUAACAGAAUCUUGGACCCAGUCUCUAAUUCCUGACUAUGUCCUUCUCAUAGGUGACUUCGAGUUUUACCGUCAAGACCGCACGACUAGGCGUGGGAGCGGUUGUCUUCUAGACACAGAUGUGACUUAUGAUUAAAUGCGGAUUUAUUGCUUCGCGAGAUGGUUCGGGAAGUCUAGACAAUUUUUUCUGAAAGUCAGAUGUCGGGUUUUCGUUCUAUUGUAUAGCAAGUUCACAUAGGGAGGCGCCAGAUUGCAAAGGGAUGGACAGAUUCUUGAGGAAUAUUUCGCUUCGUCUGAUGUCUGAAUGGCCGAUUGAUUAGCCUCCCCAUUUGAGCUCUUUACUCCAGCGGGUGCUGUAGGGAGGGAUUUUAGUACCGAGUCUCUGGAUGUCGACAGCUUAAAUGUUUUGUACAAUGCGUUAAACGCUAUUUACAGGGGCUGGUUUUGUUUUGUUACAUCACCAACUUGGUCGAUCUGUGGGGUACUUCAAACCGGAGCGGGCCUCGACUGGUAGGCCUGGACUCGCUGACUUUUUUACGUCGUACGCUGAAGGCUCAAACCAAAAGGCGGUCGGUAUGUGGAAUUUAGUUGGCGGAUAGUAUGUGUAAUAAAAUUAAGUAUUUGGAGUCACUCGUCGCCGUACAAUACGUCUGCUGUGGUUUGUCCGAUAUAA
Messenger RNA from Spirometra erinaceieuropaei, 2065 nucleotides. Lineage: Eukaryota; Metazoa; Platyhelminthes; Cestoda; Diphyllobothriidea; Diphyllobothriidae. The record is from the annotation of a GenBank genome assembly.